Camelina sativa (false flax) is the source of this 1271-nucleotide messenger RNA. RefSeq names its product MADS-box protein SOC1. Gene Ontology annotation, molecular function: protein dimerization activity; RNA polymerase II transcription regulatory region sequence-specific DNA binding; DNA-binding transcription factor activity. Gene Ontology annotation, cellular component: nucleus. Gene Ontology annotation, biological process: positive regulation of transcription by RNA polymerase II. The record is from RefSeq and is a predicted model, not a curated record. NCBI's taxonomy places the organism in Eukaryota, Viridiplantae, Streptophyta, Magnoliopsida, Brassicales, Brassicaceae.
AUUCUACAACACCAUUACCAUAACUACAACGAGAAGAGGAUCUUUUUUAAGGAGAAAGCAGAGAGUGUUGUGAGUUUUUUUAUUUUCUAAUAAUUUUUUUGUCUUUUGUUUGUUUCUUUUAUUACACACACAAAUAGAUGAAACGAGGAAAGCUACUUCUUUUGCUACUUCCAUAAAAAGGUCCUUCCUUUAGCAGAGAAUCAAGUUUGAGAGAGAUCAUCUUCUUCCUUCUUCCCCUUCUCCAUAGCCCUCCAUUAAUGCUUUUUGUAUUUUGUCUCCUAUAUCUCUCUCUCUCUGGCCAUAUACCAUCGUGUACCUCUUCUCUUGAUACCACCCAACAAAGGUUCCUUCCUGGUUAGGUUUUUUAUAAAACCCUUUUAGCCAAUCGGGAAAUUACUAAACAAGAAGUGUGAUAAGAGAUGGUGAGGGGAAAAACUCAGAUGAAGCGAAUAGAGAAUGCAACAAGCAGACAAGUGACUUUCUCUAAACGAAGGAAUGGUUUGUUGAAGAAAGCCUUUGAGCUCUCAGUGCUUUGUGAUGCUGAAGUCUCUCUAAUCAUCUUCUCUCCCAAAGGAAAGCUUUAUGAAUUCGCCAGCUCCAAUAUGCAAGAUACCAUAGAACGUUAUCUGAGGCAUACUAAGGAUCGAGUCAGCAGCAAACCGGUUUCUGAAGAAAAUAUGCAGCAUUUGAAAUAUGAAGCAGCAAACAUGAUGAAGAAAAUUGAACAACUCGAAGCAUCUAAACGUAAACUCUUGGGAGAAGGCAUAGGAUCAUGCUCAAUCGAGGAGCUGCAACAGAUUGAGCAACAGCUUGAGAAAAGUGUCAAAUGUAUUCGAGCAAGAAAGACUCAAGUGUUUAAGGAACAAAUUGAGCAGCUCAAGCAAAAGGAGAAAGCUCUAGCUGCAGAAAACGAGAAGCUCUCUCAAAAGUGGGGAUCUCAUGAGAAUGAAGUUUGGUCGAAUAAGAAUCAAGAAAGUGGAAGAGGUGAUGAAGAGAGCAGCCCAAGUUCUGAAGUAGAGACGCAAUUGUUCAUUGGGUUACCUUGCUCUUCAAGAAAGUGAUCGAUCCACUCUACAACAAAGGUAAGUAAAAACAGGUUUAGCAGUACUACUGAGAGUGUAUAAGGACAAGUAACAAAACUCUAAAGCUGCUUCGCUUGUUGUCUUAUUUCUCUCUCACUCUCUCUCAAGUCUCUUCUCUAAUGUUGUUCUGCCAAAACUGAACUGCUUGUGUUAUGUAUCUAUACAUGUUUUUAAUUACACUUGCCUCUC